AUGCCUCUUUUUGGAUCAAAGAACAAGCAUAACGAUAACACCGCCCUGAAUGAUACAACUGGUGGAGGUCGUCAUCACCAAGCCAACCAUGGCUUCAACGACUACCCGUCUGGCGGAGCAGGCCCCAAUGCAAUGGGGCCAACCCAUAUGGGAGCCGGACAGCCUGGAUUUACUGGAGCCAACGAUUUCGUACCUGCUCAACACCAACAGGCACCAGGCCACACCGGAGGAUUUACUACUGGAAAUCACUAUGAUCAAGACCCAGCCGCGUUUGGAGCGGGAGGUUUAGGCCCGACGCAUGCUGCUGGAGCUCGAGGUGCUGGGAUUCCCGCCACAGGCGCUGUUAACCAUGGUAGCAACGCCACCGGCGGGGCGGGUCAGCGCCUGACUGGCAAAGUCGAGUCGGCGAUUGGUUCUAUGGUGGGUAGCAACGCGCUCAAAGCCAAGGGACUGCAGAAAGAACAGGAGGCCAACUCGAUUAAACUUCAAGGGCGUGAGCUCGCAGAAGCCGAGAGACUAGAACGGGAAGCGCUGAUGCGCCGUGAGUGUGCUGUCGGGCACGGUGCACACCCAGCGAACUCCUCGCUAGGUGCGGGUCAUGUAGGGACGGGAGGUGGCGUUGGUGGACACGCAGGAGGUGGUACGCAAUUUUAA
Messenger RNA from Psilocybe cubensis, 654 nucleotides. RefSeq lists its product as uncharacterized. Lineage: Eukaryota; Fungi; Basidiomycota; Agaricomycetes; Agaricales; Agrocybaceae. The transcript is spliced from 4 exons. Bases 1 to 654 code for a protein of 217 amino acids. The record is from RefSeq and is a predicted model, not a curated record.